CAGAUCCUGAACAUCGGGGACGUGAGCGCGUGGAUGAAGACGGACCUGCGACAGGAGGAGGACGGGUUCAUGGCGCGCAGCAUCCUCUGUAUGCCCAUCGUCAACGGACAGAAGACGGUCAUCGGCGUCGCGCAGCUCAUCAACAAGGCAAACGGAUCGCCCUUCACGGAUUGCGACGUGUCCAUUUUCGAAGCUUUUGCGAUAUUUUGCGGACUGGGCAUUCACAACACCCAGAUGUAUGAAAAUGCAUGUAAGCUGAUGGCGAAACAGAAGGUGGCGCUCGAAUGCCUAUCUUACCACGCGACCGCCUCCGCGGAAGACACGUCCAAGUUGCAACUUGACACCAUCCCAUCGGCUGAGACGUACAAUUUAUACAGUUUCAAAUUCAUCGAUUUUGAUCUCUCGGAUGAAGAUACGUGCCGGGCAACAAUUCGUAUGUUCCUACAGUGCAAUCUCGUGAAGCAAUUUCAUAUACCUUAUGAUGUGCUAUGCCGUUGGGUGCUGAGCGUCAAGAAGAACUACCGCCCCGUCAAGUACCACAACUGGAGGCACGCCCUGAACGUGGCGCAAACCAUGUUCGCGAUGCUCAAGACCGGCAAGAUGGAGCGCUUCAUGACGGACCUCGAAAUCCUUGGCUUGCUGGUCGCCUGCCUGUGCCACGACUUAGACCAUCGAGGAACCAAUAAUGCGUUUCAAACCAAAACAGAAUCUCCUUUAGCAAUACUGUACACCACAAGUACUAUGGAGCAUCAUCAUUUUGAUCAGUGCGUGAUGAUUCUAAAUAGUGAAGGGAACAAUAUAUUCCAGUCGUUGUCCACAGAAGAUUAUCGUUAUGUUAUGAAAACGGUUGAAAAUGCAAUAAUCUCCACUGACUUGGCAAUGUAUUUUAAGAAGAAAAGUAGUUUUAUGGAGCUAGUUGAAGACGGAGAAUUCGACUGGCAAAUGUUGUGUGGAAUGAUGAUGACCGCCUGUGAUGUAAGUGCAAUAGCAAAACCCUGGGAAGUUCAGCACAAAGUAGCGAAACUGGUAGCGGAUGAGUUCUUUGAUCAAGGUGAUCUCGAAAAGUUGCAACUCAAUCAGCAACCAGUGGCAAUGAUGGAUAGAGAACGAAAAGACGAACUUCCACAGAUGCAAGUUGGCUUCAUUGAUGUUAUCUGUCUUCCGCUUUACAAAGUUCUCUCGGAAACAUUCCCUUGGAUCAAGCCACUGUAUGAUGGCUGUCUUGAAAAUAAGCAGCAUUGGCAAGAUUUGGCGGAAAAAGUAGAGAUGGGUCUUACUUGGAUAGAUCACGAUACCAUUGAUAAACCUGUGGAAGAAUUUUCAAAAGGUGCAGAAGAAGAUAUCGAGUUCACUGUCACGACACUGAACUGUCCGGAAAAGAAG
Molecule: messenger RNA, 1383 nt
Organism: Gryllus bimaculatus (two-spotted cricket)
Lineage: Eukaryota; Metazoa; Arthropoda; Insecta; Orthoptera; Gryllidae
Source: the annotation of a GenBank genome assembly